Molecule: messenger RNA, 1087 nt
Organism: Eublepharis macularius
Lineage: Eukaryota; Metazoa; Chordata; Lepidosauria; Squamata; Eublepharidae
Product: F-box only protein 6-like
Exons: 7
Coding region: 183-947 (254 amino acids)
Biological process (GO): glycoprotein catabolic process; SCF-dependent proteasomal ubiquitin-dependent protein catabolic process
Cellular component (GO): cytoplasm; SCF ubiquitin ligase complex
Molecular function (GO): ubiquitin protein ligase activity; protein binding
Source: RefSeq, a predicted model, not a curated record
UUAAUGGAACAUCCGUGUUCUGGGGCAGUCUACCUUUGGGCAGCGGCUGCAGGGGAGGGAAUAGUAGCCAGUCUGUGAAACAGGAUAUUGGAUUAGAUGGACACUUGGUCUGACCUUGCUGGGCUCUUCUGACGAUCCUAACGACCCUGUAAGCUAGCUGAGACUCCCCAGAAGGAAGGAGGAUGGUCAACAUCGGAGACUUGCCCGAAGACAUCCUUCUGGAUCUGCUCUCUCUUGUCCCCGGAAGGGAUCUCCUCCGCAACUGCCGGCUGGUUUGCUCCCACUGGAGAGACCUGGUGGAUCUGGGCACGCUGUGGAAGCGCAAGAGCCAGCGAGAGGGCUACCUUCCCAAGGAGCCGGACAGGAGCGUCCCAGAUUGGAAGAACUUCUACUUCCUCUGUAUUCUGAAGAGGAACCUAAUCAAAAAUCCUCUAGCCGAAGACAGUUUUAAUCACUGGUCAGUUCUGAACAAUGGAGGAAAUAAGUGGAAGAUCGAAGAUCAACCUGAGCUUCAUGGGAGAGAAUUUCCCCAUCCACAUGUUCAGAAAUUCUUUGUCACGUCUUACAGGCCCUGCACAAAGUUCCAACGCAUCAACUUAAAGGAGGAAGGAUACUGGAACGAGCUGAUGGAUGAAGCUAAACCAGAUAUCGUGGUGAAGGAUUGGUUUUCUGCCCGGUACAAUUGCAGCUGCCAAUACAAACUGAAUGUCAAGCUGCUCUCUGCAUACUACCAGGUCCUGGAAGAAUUUAAUACUGAAGAGGUGGUGAUAAAUCAGUGGAGCGAUGCAGAAUGGCGUGAGAUUUCGCACACUUUUCACAACUACCCUUCAGGCAUCCGCCACAUCGUUUUCAAGCAUGGAGGCCGAGAUAUUCAGCACUGGGCUGGCUGGUAUGGCGUCCGCAUAACCAACAGCAGUAUCACCAUUGGCCCAGAGGUAGCCGAGUGAGGAGGGAAAGAGAGCAUCAUUUUAAGGGGACACGCUGGAUUGGAGAAGUCGCCUGACACUUGUUUAUAACAGAAAACAUUCUCUUUAUUGAUCAGCCGGAAUCCCCCCCCCAGUGCCGGAGGACUCCUUGCAGGGCCGUG